CUCGCUGAACGCACGUCGCUAUCUACUCUGUGACAGUACCCAGCAUUCACUUGUUUUGACAAAUUAUCUAUAUUGCUAUUGUUCUAAGCUGUGAUAAACUUUAGUGGUGUGUUGAGACUCAAUCAGUGAUACGAGGUAAUCGGGCCUACCGUUGGUUGAUUAUUUGGAAAAGAAUUCGUCGUAACGAUGAAGGAGGAGCGCAGCAGCCCGCAGCGCGUUCGUAUCGCCGUUAUUGGCAGCUCCCGAGUCGGCAAAUCCGCCCUCAUCGUUCGCUACCUAACCAGAAGAUACAUAGGAGAAUAUCAUUCUAAUACAGAUCUCCUGUACCGGCAGACAGUUCCAAUAAACGGCAACUCAAUAGAAUUAGAAGUAAUUGAUGUGUCUGGAUCGAGCUUAGAUAAAUUCCCAGCAGAACAGAUUCAAUGGGCGGACGCGUGCCUGCUGGUGUACUCGGUGACGGACCGCAGCAGCUUCGAGUAUGCGGUGGACAUCCUGAACACGCUGAAGGCGUCUUCACUCCAGGGCAGCCCGGCGCACGGCGCCUCGCCUGCCGCCAUGCCCGUCGCGCUUCUCGCUAACAAGACCGACCUCGACCACUUGAGACAGGUCCCGUUCAAAGAAGGUCAGGCGAUCAGCGCGGCGCACGGGGCGUCAUUCAGCGAGGCAAGCGUGGCGGACAACUCCGGGGACCUGUACCGGUGCGUGGACCGCCUGCUCGCCGAGGUCCGCACGCCGCAGAGGACGAGGAAGUUCUCCGUCACCAAAAUGCUCGGAUCUUUAAUAGGCGGCUCGACGAACAACAACCAGCUGCCCCGCGGCUCGGUGGUGGCGUGUCCCCGCGUGCCGGCGCCCUCGCGCCCCCCGCUCGCGGCGGCCGCGCCCUGACCGGCACCGCGCUGACGGCUUCCCGCCGCCUCCUGCCUCACCUGCCUGCCAGUGCGCCUGGCCUGCCUCACGCCGCUGCCCGCCACCGUCUAGUACCGCGGAACGGAGGAAUGAUCAAAGUUCCAUUUCAGAAUUCAAAUUCUCAGAAUUGGUUUAAAAUAUUAAGGUCAUUUCUAAACGUAUUUUAAAGUUACUGUUGUUGAUUGGGUGCAAAUAAAUAAAAUCAGUGAAUAUUCUCUAAAGCAAA
Messenger RNA from Aricia agestis (brown argus), 1132 nucleotides. RefSeq names its product ras-like protein family member 11B. The transcript has 7 exons. Gene Ontology annotation, molecular function: GTPase activity; GTP binding. The record is from RefSeq and is a predicted model, not a curated record. Bases 187 to 885 code for a protein of 232 amino acids. Lineage: Eukaryota; Metazoa; Arthropoda; Insecta; Lepidoptera; Lycaenidae.